GAGCCCUCCGCCUACGCAACAAGGGGCGGUGCAGCGCAUGGAGACACAGCCAUCAACGUCGUCGUCGGCGCCGCAGCAAAUCUCAGGCCACCACCCUCCCACUGAGUUCCGAGAGAUGCCUGCAUCCAACUCAUCUCCACUUCCGCCACCCGCCCCUUUGCCACAGCCGACGAACGCCGUGCUUCCCCAGGUUCCUCGUUCGACGUUCCUACCACCAACGGCGCAGCUGGGAGAGCCAAGAACCGUGCACCCGGUCGCCCAACCGCCUUCUGUCGCCGGUCCGAGCAACCCAGCGCAGGGAAGACAUGACGUUGUUGGGCAGGUCGUGUGGGAGGGCUCGUUGGCGUGGACGAUCACGGGUAAAGGGACGGGUAGCGCGCAGGUCUCGCUGCUUGCACGGAAUUGCGUCGACCAGCUGCGGGCCAUGCAGUGGCCAAGCAUAUUUAUCCUGAAGCCUUCGCAGCAUUCCGUGCUUCCUCCGCAGAUCCUGCAGGAUUGGAUCGAGCGGAAUGCGGGCCAGUGUGCCAUCGUGCAUGUUAUAUCGCAGCCUCGGCUCGCGGACACGAAGACUAACGAGAAGAGCUUCGUCGCUCUCGCGCGUCUGCUAGCUGAUCACAGCAGGUACGCGGUGGCAGCGUUCAGCGGCCCCAACGGCGAGAACCGCGACCGCAUGCUACUAUUCCCCGGCAAGCCCUAUCAAUUCGUCAGUGUCGUCUUUCUCGGGAAAGAAGGCAUGCCCGAGCUCCCGCACGAAGUGUGCGGGAUGUCGUUGUCGAAGAUCCCGCCUCAGUUUGCGCUGUUGCUGUAUAAGUUGCCGCAGGCGCAGCAGGCGCUGCUGAUGGAGCUCCCGCAGGAGAAGCGGAUACAGCAGAUUCAGGCGUUUAUGGCGCAGCAGAUGAAGUUGCAGGCGCAGGCGGUGCAGCAGCAGCAGCAACAACAGGCACAGCAGCAACAAGCAGCACAAGACCAGAGUAAUGACGAGUUUAGUAUUAUCGAUGGGAUUCAUGCCUUAAAACUCGAUAGUGGGAUGAGCGAUUGAUAGUGGGAUGGGGCCGACGAUAGUGGGAUUCGCGCGACUCGAUAGUAGUGGUGUUGGCUCGCCACAGUGUGCUCCGCCCGGCGGGCAGGAGGAGUCUUCCGA
Molecule: messenger RNA, 1141 nt
Organism: Laetiporus sulphureus 93-53
Lineage: Eukaryota; Fungi; Basidiomycota; Agaricomycetes; Polyporales; Laetiporaceae
Exons: 4
Coding region: 38-1039 (333 amino acids)
Source: RefSeq, a predicted model, not a curated record